Messenger RNA from Tribolium madens (black flour beetle), 1131 nucleotides. RefSeq names its product rod outer segment membrane protein 1-like. NCBI's taxonomy places the organism in Eukaryota, Metazoa, Arthropoda, Insecta, Coleoptera, Tenebrionidae. The coding region runs from base 1 to 993 and encodes 330 amino acids. The transcript is spliced from 3 exons. Gene Ontology annotation, cellular component: membrane. The record is from RefSeq and is a predicted model, not a curated record.
AUGUCUGAUUUAGAUGAAUAUGAAUCUCAAGAAAGAAUCGCUGUUAAAGAUGGCUUUUCAGUGCGUGUAGUUGAGUACAAGACCAUCAAGCUUAUGUCAAGUUUUUUAACAGUAUUUCUUUUAAUUGAUAUAAUUUUCUCCUGCAAACUUUUUCUUUCUGCAAUACAGAUCAGAUCGCAUCUUGGGUAUUUUAUUAAUAUGAUUACUAGCGGCGAUGGUGAUACUUUACCCGCGUUGCAAGCUGUCCCAGUGUUAUUUUUUCUGAUUAUUAAUUUAUUGAUGUGUUAUUAUGUUUAUGCGGUGUGGGAACCUAGCGAGCAACCUAACGCAAAUCGAACGAUGUUCUUUUUAAUUAUUUUGGCUCUUGUUAUGGUGGUUGUUUUAUUGAUAAUUAUUAUUAGUGUAAUCGCACACGCGUAUAGCACGCAUCAGAAACUCCACGAUGGUAUUGUGACUGCAAUGAAUCACUAUUUGAACAGUACUACAUAUAAAUCACAGAUUGAUCGGCUACAAAUUGAAAUGCAAUGUUGCGGAAGCAAGAAAUAUGACGAAUGGUAUACGAUCAAGUGGCAAGAUCAAACACUGGAAAAAGAAACUGGUUCUGCCGCUGAUGGUAAUGCUCCGUUUAGUUGUUGUUCUAUGAAAUCACUUUCUCCCUGUGUCCAUCAUAAGAUCGAAGUCACAGGAAAAGCAUAUUUGUAUACUCCUGAAUUUAAUUUAAGUAUUUCGACAAGAGGCUGUUACGAAAUGAUUCGCGAGAAAAAACAAAAAGUUGGUUGGAUUAUUGUGGGUAAUUUGUGUCUCUAUAUUAUCCUCGAGAUUGUGACUUUAAUUCUGUUCAGGUUUAUACAGACGGCUCAUUUUGAAAACCGGCGAUUUUACGGAAGUGCUCGUUCGUACACAAUCUGGCUUUUCGGAAGUUACAGUGGCAAAGUGAAAGACAAUAAAACACCCCCAACACCUCCACCCGUACCUCAGGAAUUGAAAGACUGACUUUUGCAAAAAAUAUAUUAAAUAAACGAUCACCAGCAUAUUUGUUUAUCUGAGACCAAAUUCUUGAGUGUUUUCUCUGUAAUCAAUCGCAUUGCGAAUGUCGGUAUCGACGAGUUAAAUAAAACGGCCAAAAUAUUA